Messenger RNA from Suillus discolor, 240 nucleotides. RefSeq lists its product as uncharacterized. Bases 1 to 240 code for a protein of 79 amino acids. The record is from RefSeq and is a predicted model, not a curated record. Lineage: Eukaryota; Fungi; Basidiomycota; Agaricomycetes; Boletales; Suillaceae. Gene Ontology annotation, cellular component: nucleus; cytosol; cytoplasm. Gene Ontology annotation, biological process: cellular response to unfolded protein; protein refolding; vesicle-mediated transport. The transcript is spliced from 2 exons. Gene Ontology annotation, molecular function: ATP-dependent protein folding chaperone; heat shock protein binding; ATP binding.
AUGAAGGAGACUGCUAAGUCCUACUUGGGCUACAAUAUCAGUGACACCAUCAUCACCAUCCCUGCCUACUGUGACAACUCUCAGAGACAGGCUACAAAAGAUGCUGAUACUAUCUCUAGAAUGAAUGUUCUUCGUGUUAGUGAUGCUGCCCAGAACCAGGCCGCUAUGAGCCCCUACAAAAUUGUUUCUGAUGCUGAGAUCCAGUCGGACAUCAAGCACUUCCCACAGUGUCAGAGCUGA